GUCCUGAUCAUCUUUUCUAGGUUCCUGAUCUUCCCAAACCUUUUUCAUCCCCAUCAUAUAGAAGAGCAGUAUGAGGCCUGAGAACCAGAGCAGCAUAUCUGAGUUCUUCCUCCUGGGGAUCCCCAUACCAGUGGAACAGCAGGGCUUCUUCUUUGCCCUGUUCCUGAGCAUGUACCUGACCACGGUGCUGGGAAACCUGCUCAUCAUCCUGCUCAUAAGUCUGGACUCUUGCCUCCACACCCCCAUGUACUUCUUCCUCAGCCACUUGGCCUUCUCUGACAUUUCCCUUUCAUCUAUCACAGUUCCAAAGAUGCUCAUGAACAUGCAGACUCAGGACCAAUCCAUCCCCUAUGUGGGGUGCAUUUCUCAGUUGUAUUUUUUCAUAGUUUUUGGUUGUCUUGACAAUUUCCUUCUAGCAGUGAUGGCAUAUGACAGGUAUGUGGCCAUCUGUCAGCCACUCUACUACACAAUUUUUAUGAGGCAGGAGCUCUGUGUUUCAUUAGUAGCUGGGUCCUGGCUCCUCUGUUGCGCACAUGCCCUUUUGCACACCCUCCUCUUGGUCCAACUGUCCUUCUGUGCUGACAAUACCAUCCCCAACUUCUUCUGUGACCUCACUGCUCUCCUGAAGUUAAGCUGCUCAGACAUCUCUCUCAAUGAGCUGGUCAUCUUCACUGAGGGAGUAAUGCUUUUGAUUCUGCCUUUGAGUAGUGUCUUGAGUUCAUAUAUCUGUAUUUGGACCACCAUCCUAAGAAUCCCGUCCACCAAGAGACUCUUUAAAGCCUUUUCUACUUGUGGUUCCCAUCUCCUUGUGGUGUCUUUAUACUAUGGGACACUUGCAGGUGUUUACUUUUUCUCCUCAUCAUGGGGCUUGAGUGACAGAGUCAUAAUUGCUUCCGUCAUGUAUACGGCGGUUACCCCCAUGCUGAACCCCUUCAUCUAUAGCCUGAAGAAUAGAGAUAUAAAACAGGCCCUAGAAAUAUUUGUCAAUAGGGCUAACUUCUUUAAGUGA
Molecule: messenger RNA, 1009 nt
Organism: Diceros bicornis minor
Lineage: Eukaryota; Metazoa; Chordata; Mammalia; Perissodactyla; Rhinocerotidae
Product: olfactory receptor 1J4-like
Exons: 1
Coding region: 71-1009 (312 amino acids)
Biological process (GO): G protein-coupled receptor signaling pathway
Cellular component (GO): membrane
Molecular function (GO): olfactory receptor activity; G protein-coupled receptor activity
Source: RefSeq, a predicted model, not a curated record